GGUCAUGUCGCAGACCUGGUCAUCAAUUGCGCGCUCUCGGUGGCGAAGCACAACUAGGGAUGUCGUAGAACCCAGACCCCUUGCUGUUGUUGCUGCAGGAACUCGCCCAUUGGCGUCGAUCUGGAGGCGCCGAUCGAUGAUGUGACUGGGUUGCCAUUGAUAAUGUGCCCAGAUUGCAAGGAUGUGAGGGUGUUUGCUGCUAAUACCACGUACUCCAAUAACAUUGGAAAGAGAUUUUUCAAGUGUCCUAGGAAGAAUCGUAGAAAUGGGACAUGUGAUAGGUUUUGGUUCGAGGAAGAAUAUUUGGUGGUCCUUCAGGAUAAUGGAUAUCUACCGUCAGCAUCCUCCACCAUUGCAGCAGGUUCGACAACCAAGGUUCCUGAGCUCGUGGGAAAAAUUGACAGCUUAGAGCAAAAUCUGAACAAGGUGACGGAAAUGGUUAGCAAGAACAGAGAUGGCAUGGGAAGCUUGAUUUGUCUCGUGUGUGGAUGUGUGAAUGUAACAGUACUCCUGGUGUUUGCCAUCUUCUUGGUUGUAGCUUUUGUGUUGAAGUAGGCAAUGUUGAUGAAGUAUUGGCUUUUGUGUUGAAGUUGUAGUACUAUUGAAGAACAAGUUGUAUUGAACCUGUUGCGGUGGAUGUAUGUGUACUUCGUAGGAAAUAUGGGCCUUCGUGCUCUUGGACAUCUCUUGUGUAAUCUGUGUCUUUGUGAUGUA
Messenger RNA from Zea mays, 714 nucleotides. RefSeq lists its product as uncharacterized. NCBI's taxonomy places the organism in Eukaryota, Viridiplantae, Streptophyta, Magnoliopsida, Poales, Poaceae. The coding region runs from base 163 to 555 and encodes 130 amino acids. The record is from RefSeq and is a predicted model, not a curated record. The transcript is spliced from 2 exons.